This is a messenger RNA of Dentiscutata erythropus, 282 nucleotides long. The record is from the annotation of a GenBank genome assembly. NCBI's taxonomy places the organism in Eukaryota, Fungi, Glomeromycota, Glomeromycetes, Diversisporales, Gigasporaceae.
AUGAAAGUCGUGGGUAUGGCCUUGUAGACUAUAUAGUAAAAAUUGUUAGAAUUUUGAUGCUGUUAUAUGAAGCAAAAUCUGAAGAUAUGAACAAAGGAACAGCUCAGGUUUUUGUACAAAUGCAUAGUGCAAUGGAACAACAAUUCCUGAUGGUUCAUAUUACAGAAGAAUUUACUUGCAAUUUUAUUGAUAAUAUGAAGCUCGAAAAAAAAGUGUUACAAUAUAUUGCUCAGAUAUUACAAGCCCAGGCUAUGACACUUGAUGAUGACGAUAAAGAUAGUG